This is a messenger RNA of Phyllostomus hastatus (greater spear-nosed bat), 2077 nucleotides long. It is a transcript of the gene SLC25A18, whose product is annotated as solute carrier family 25 member 18. Gene Ontology annotation, biological process: L-glutamate transmembrane transport; malate-aspartate shuttle; aspartate transmembrane transport. Lineage: Eukaryota; Metazoa; Chordata; Mammalia; Chiroptera; Phyllostomidae. The transcript has 10 exons. The record is from RefSeq and is a predicted model, not a curated record. The coding region runs from base 455 to 1381 and encodes 308 amino acids. Gene Ontology annotation, molecular function: L-glutamate transmembrane transporter activity; L-aspartate transmembrane transporter activity.
GUCCCCAUCACACCAGCCACGAGUCACAGCCACCUGGGGCCAGAGGGCUGGGCUGAACCUCUUGGGGGUUUCCGGGGGCUUGAAGGGGGGACUGCAGACGACAGGAGGAUUGCAGCCAGCCCCCAGCGCAGCUCAGCAGCGACCUGCCCUCUGCCUCGGCACCCAGAGGAGUCGAAGGUUUUCCUGAGAGCAGGUGUGGGUCCCACGGCAGGAGGUCGGUGCUGGUCUGGUCGCUUCCCAGAGGAGGCGCCGGCUGCAGCCCCAGGGGUUGCGACCUGUUGGGAGGUGGCCCCAGCCUCUGGCCGCCGACGCCCGCUCUCCGCACCCUGCCUUGGUGGGCCGGAGUCGAGGGCGCGGACUCCGCCGCUCCGCCUCGGCUGACGUCUGCCCUGAGGAGCGGCACAACAGCCUCGCACCCCGGGAGCCCCCGAGUCCUCUGCCCCCAACCCACAGGAUGUCCAAGCAGGAUUUGAGCGUCACAGCAAAACUCAUCAACGGAGGCGUGGCGGGGCUCGUGGGGGUGACCUGUGUGUUCCCCAUCGACUUGGCCAAGACGCGGCUUCAGAACCAGCACGGGACGGACACGUACAGAGGGAUGACGGACUGCCUGGUGAAGACAGCGAGGGCCGAGGGCUUCCUGGGCAUGUACCGAGGUGCCGCCGUGAAUCUCGCGCUGGUCACCCCGGAGAAGGCCAUCAAGCUGGCGGCCAACGACUUCCUGCGGCAGCUGCUCCUGGGAGACGGGACGCAGCGGAACCUGAGGAUGGAGAUGCUGGCGGGCUGCGGCGCGGGCAUGUGCCAGGUGGUGGUCACCUGCCCCAUGGAAAUGCUGAAGAUCCAGCUGCAGGACGCCGGGCGCCUGGCCUCCGGCCCUCAGGGCCCAGACUCGGCGCCUUCCUCCCCGCCGUCCGCUCAGAAGCGCCCGUCCGCCACCCUCAUUGCCCGGGAGCUGCUUCGCACCCAAGGCCUGGCUGGGCUCUACAAGGGCCUGGGGGCCACUCUCCUCAGGGACAUCCCGUUCUCCGUCAUCUACUUCCCUCUGUUUGCCAACCUGAACAACCUCGGGGUCAGCGAGCCGGUGGGGAAGGCCUCCUUUGCCCACUCCUUCGUGUCAGGCUGCGUGGCCGGUUCCGUGGCUGCUGUCGCUGUGACCCCCCUGGACGUUUUGAAAACACGAAUCCAGACCCUCAAGAAAGGCCUGGGGGAGGACAGCUACAGCGGCAUCGGAGACUGUGCCAGGAAACUCUGGGCGCAGGAGGGGCCGUCCGCCUUCCUGAAGGGCGCGGGCUGCCGGGCGCUGGUCAUCGCCCCCCUCUUCGGCAUCGCCCAGGGCGUCUACUUCGUCGGCAUCGGCGAGCGGCUCCUCGGGUGCUUCGCGUAGACUCGCAUGCAGCGCCGUCCCGUCCGGCCGGCUCCCGGCGCUGGUUGGAGCAGCCGGGAGCGGGCGGCUCCGCAGGCUGUGCGCCGAGUCCGUGCUGCGGCGCCCCCUCGGCCACGGGCGCACUGGCCACCCCCUCCCGCAGGAACUGCACCUGCUCGGCCGUGUUGGUCACGGGACCCCACAGACAGGACGUAGAGGCAGGGUCUGCCCACGCCGUGCGUCCCUGUUCUGCACACGAGCCCCACGUGUCUGUGACUGCGUCAGCGGGAGUGCACACUUUUGCUGGCCUGAAUGGAGUGGCGAGGGCCGAGUCCAGGCCCUCGUUCCCGGAGGAAGCAGAAGCAGGUCAAGGGCCUGUGCUAGUCCCGAGUCGGCCCCCGGAGUGGGACCAGGCGAGCCCGUCCGCUCGUGGGGCUGCAGCUGAGCAGCAGGGCUGGCAUCCGGCCCCUUGGGGACCCAGGGGCCCUGCUUGAGUCGGGGGGCGCAUUGGGAGCAGCCUGGUCUGCAGCUGACAGUCGGGGUCCCCUACCGGUGUGUCCAGCUGAACACCCAAGGGCCCGGAAGCGAGAGGAAGUGGUGUGUGGGCCCCUUCCCCAUGAACCCUGCAGACUCGCGUCUCUCCUGAUUCUGCCAGCGCCUGCAGGACCAUCUCCUCAAUAAAGACGUCGGCCCGCAGAGGGCAGGUCUUGUCUCGGA